GACCCGCCAAUCUUUGCAGAAGAGCACGUGGACAGUACCUUCGGCAAGUACGACAUGUACCGUGAUCAUUCCGCCCUAUCCAUGGAUCAGAAGUAACGCAUCGAGAUGGAGCUGAGCAAAUUUGAGAGAUAGAUUGUGCCGGUUUUCAAGAAGCUUCUACAAGCGCAGGUUGGUCGCGACCGAGGUGAAUGGGAUAACUGCGUCACCUUCGCACAGUCUGAAUACUUCUUACUGAAGAAGUUCAUGAAGUAUCGCAGCGCAGUCUCCUCUAAGCGGUACAAUCAUGAGAGACAGGACGACUACCACGACAAGGGCAAGAGCAAGACGCUUCUAUACAUGCAAGAGAAGGGAUUCGAGCGCCCCAUCGAUAUAUGGUUCGACAACCUCAUGCACAUCAUGGCUCUCAAAGUCUAAGAAGGGAUGGAGUGGUGCAAAGUAAUUGAG
This is a messenger RNA of Macroventuria anomochaeta, 444 nucleotides long. RefSeq lists its product as uncharacterized. NCBI's taxonomy places the organism in Eukaryota, Fungi, Ascomycota, Dothideomycetes, Pleosporales, Didymellaceae. The transcript has a single exon. The record is from RefSeq and is a predicted model, not a curated record. The coding region runs from base 244 to 414 and encodes 56 amino acids.